Molecule: messenger RNA, 864 nt
Organism: Microthlaspi erraticum
Lineage: Eukaryota; Viridiplantae; Streptophyta; Magnoliopsida; Brassicales; Brassicaceae
Source: the annotation of a GenBank genome assembly
AUGGCCGAUCAUGACCCGAUAGCCGGCCGGACGAACGUCCCGACCGUCUGUCCAAACGGUCCGGUCGACCUGAAGCCUGUUUUGAAGCCUGUUUCACACGUUUUCACGGCCCGACUGAACCUAAUGCUGUUUCUGAAGACCUAAGGUCUAAAGAGUUUGGUAAAACCUGACUCAGAUCACAAUAUCCAGCAGGUUUGGUCAUCAUCGGGAGUGAGACCGACUUCCGGGAGUAUUGUGAUAUCUGCUAUUCAGGCCGAGCAGUUGUUAGAGCGGGGCUGUGAGGCGUAUCUGGCGACGAUUUCUAUGUCUGAGUCAGGAGCUGGAGUUGUUAUGGGAGAUAUUGAGGUUGUCCAGGAUUUUGAGGAUGUCUUUCAGUCACUGAAGGGAUUACCACCAUCUCGGUCUGAUCCUUUCACGAUUGAGUUAGAGCCGGGGACAGCACCGAUAUCGAAGACGCCUUACAGGAUGGCGCCAGCUGAGUUGGCAGAGCUGAAGAAGCAGAUAGAGGACCUUUUGUCUAAGGGGUUCAUUCGACCAAGUGUUUCACCGUGGGGAGCACCGGUGUUGUUUGUGAAGAAGAAGGAUGGAGUUUCAGACUUUGUAUCGAUUACAGAGAUUGACUUGGCAUCGGGGUAUCAUCAGAUCCCGAUAGAUGAGGCAGAUGUCAGGAAGACUGCUUUCAGGACGCGUUAUGGGCAUUUUGAGUUUGUGGUUAUGCCUUUCGGUUUGACUAACGCGCCGGCAGCCUUCAUGAGAUUGAUGAACGACGUGUUCAGGGAGUAUUUGGACGUGUUCGUCAUCAUUUUCAUUGAUGACAUAUUCUGGUAUACUCGAGGAGUCAGGAGGAGCAUGCGACUCACUUGA